Messenger RNA from Eremothecium sinecaudum, 1671 nucleotides. It is a transcript of the gene HIS7, whose product is annotated as imidazoleglycerol-phosphate synthase. Gene Ontology annotation, biological process: L-histidine biosynthetic process. The transcript has a single exon. Gene Ontology annotation, molecular function: oxo-acid-lyase activity; imidazoleglycerol-phosphate synthase activity. The coding region runs from base 1 to 1671 and encodes 556 amino acids. The record is from RefSeq and is a predicted model, not a curated record. NCBI's taxonomy places the organism in Eukaryota, Fungi, Ascomycota, Saccharomycetes, Saccharomycetales, Saccharomycetaceae.
AUGUCUAAAGUGCACGUUAUCGACCUGGAUAGUGGCAAUUUACAAUCAAUUAGGAAUGUUGUUGAGUAUCUUGGGUACGAAGUGUACAUUGUAAAGAGGUGGGAUGAUCCGGAGCUGAAGUUGGCGAACAGGCUACUACUGCCUGGUGUUGGUAAUUUUGGUCAUUUUCUCCAUAACAUGAGAAAUAGUGGAUUUGAGGAGCCAAUUAGAGCAUAUAUUCGGUCCGGUAAGCCUAUAAUGGGUAUUUGCGUUGGCUUGCAGGCUUUUUUUAAAUCUUCAGAGGAAGCACCAGGCGUAGAUGGGCUGGGAUUGUUUGAUAUGAGCCUCACUAGGUUUGAUGAUACAUCAAAGCCAGUUCCAGAAAUAGGCUGGAAUACAAUCAAAUUGACUCCUCAGUCAUUUUUUGGCUUAGAUCCUUCCCAAUCUUACUAUUUUGACCACUCAUAUGCUGCAAUUGUGGCACCAGAACAUGAUAAAGAACGUGAGUUACAGUGCAAGGGCUGGCAGUUUGCAACCACCAAGUAUGGGGAUGAAAGGUUCAUCGCCGCGAUUAUGAAAGAUAAUGUUUUCGCAACGCAGUUUCACCCAGAGAAGUCCGGUAAAGCAGGGUUGCGUGUCAUUGAGCUGUUUAUUAAACAGGAACAUCCUCUCCCGAAAGUCCUGGAGCCACAUCAAACGAAUUUUUCUAGUGACUAUUCAAAUUAUGGAUUAACUCGUAGAGUAAUUGCCUGUCUAGAUGUCCGGACGGAUGAUAACGGCGAAUUAGUUGUAACAAAAGGUCACCAGUACGAUGUGCGCGAAGGCUCAGAUGUUGGAACCAAAGGUAAAGUAAGAAAUCUUGGCCAUCCUGCAGCCUUGGCUCAAGCCUACUAUGAUCAGGGAGCGGAUGCGAUAACAUUUAUGAAUAUUACCAGCUUCAGACAUUCACCUUUAGAGGAUACAGGGAUGAUCGAUGUACUUAAGUCGGCUGCUCGGACUGUUUUUGUUCCCCUAGUAGUUGGUGGAGGCAUUAAGGAUACCUUAGAUAAAGAAACUGGUGAAAUGAUCCCUGCGUUGAAGAUUGCUAGUAAAUAUUUCAUGUCAGGUGCCGAUAAGGUGUCUAUUGCAUCUGACGCCGUGAAAGCCUCCCAAAGGUACUACGAAUUGGGAGGACUAACAGAUGGGAAAUCAUCAAUUGAAAUGAUUUCAAAGGCUUAUGGUUCACAAGCUGUUGUUGUUUCUAUUGAUCCAAAGAGAGUUUACGUCAACGAACCACAGGACACUGUUAAUAAAACUAUUAAAACCAAAUAUCCAAAUGAACAAGGUCAAGAUUGGUGUUGGUACAUGUGUACCAUUGAUGGUGGAAGGAAAUCAACCAACAUUGGGGUAUGGGAAGUGCUUAAGGCUUGCGAGGCUCUAGGUGCAGGCGAGAUCCUGUUAAAUUGCAUGGACAAAGACGGGACAAACUCUGGUUACGACAUUGAGUUAUUAAAGCUUGCAAAAGAAGCUGUCAAGAUUCCAAUCAUCGCUUCUAGUGGUGCCGGCAAGCCCGAUCACUUCAGAGAAGCAUUCAUAGAAACCACUGUUGAUGCCUGCCUUGCUGCGGGUAUGUUCCAUAACGGGUCAUACACGGUACGAGAUGUUAAAGAUCAUUUAUCCUUAAACGGUCUGAAGGUUAGAGUCGAACAAUAG